GUGAAAAGUAAAAAUGUUGCGCGCCUUUUUUUGUACUGUGCUGUUCCUUUUGUUGUUUUUUAUUUACCGGAUAAAUACGCGUGUCAUUUUCUCAAUUAUUUUGUGUUUAUAAAAAUUUUAUAUUUUUUUUCUGACAAAAGGUUGUCGAAUGGUAUCGAGGUUUUUUCGACACAUACUAUAAAGAUGUUUCACCUCUAUAUGGUGAACGAACAGAACUAGGAACUUUACACUAUGAUCAGCAUCUCCCUGAACAAGUUCAUGCUCAGAACGCUCUGUAUUUUUCUUCCUGUUUUGCUCACGAGUCAUAUUUGAGUGAUGCACUGAAGUGGUGUCGUGGAAAGCGAUAUGUCCGUGGAGAACUUUUUUCCAAGUUACUUAUAAGCAUAAGGAUAUGGCUAAUUCGAAAAUAUCUUUGCGCAGGCCUUUUCCGUUACCGAGAUAAGAGACAUUAUUUCCUAAAAACUGACUCUUAUUUAUUGCUCCGAAGGCAAGACUUUUUGGUGAAAUUGAUUACUUAGGCAGCUGUAACUUUGUACUUAAAUUCUCUGGCAGUUGUAAUUUUAUAAAAACGUCUUCCAUCGGUGGAGAGAGCGCGCAAAUUUUCCAAAUUUUGGACUGUUUCCAUUUUUAACCAUGUCGGAUUUCUGCUUUUUUCACGAUUUCUACCAAUGAAAAGUAAUCUCGCACCUAGCAACAUAUCUCUAUACUGUACUCGAGCUACUUAUGGUUAUUUUAUUCAUAAAGAUAUGAUUAUAUGUAGCCGGUAGAAAAGGUAGUUAUUUUACGGAGAAUGCCUUCUAUCUCGGUAACGAGAAAGACCUGAGCAAAAAUAUUUUCGAAUUAGUCAUGUCCAUAUACUUAUAAGUAACGUGCAAAAAAGAUUUUUCUUCAACUUGUCUGCAAAAAAAAUCCAGCCAAAUCUAUUUCGACUCGAUAUGAGUCACCAUCAGGGGCGGCGGAGCGUUUUGAAAUUUGGUAAGGCUCAGGCUUGACGGUUUUUGCUUUCUUUGGAAAACGAAAAAGUCCAAUACAAAAAUGCAUCGGAAAACAAUUUCUACUUCCUAAUUUUUGGUAAGGCUCAGCCUAUCGGAGCCAAAAUUUGAUAAGGCUCAAGCCUUAACACGCCUAGUGGCUCCGCCGCCCCUGGUCACCAUGUCUCGGUGAAAAACUCGAAUUGUAAAUGUGCUCAUAAAACCUGUUUCUGUGAGAUUCUCUUCUAUUUUGUUUUUCGUGAGAAAAAUUUUGCUUUCGUAAGACAAUACGAAUGUAUAGAUAGCAGUUUAACCUUGUAUUUGCAUGUACAUUUACGAAGAACUCUAGUGAAACGUAUUACGGCUUGUCCAAAUGUUACGGAAUUACUUUUUUUCAACUUUCACGUGCCAUAACUUUUCUGAGAAUGAUCCAAAUGCAAUGACGCUUUUACCAGAGGUAGACAGUACCGAGUUUUAUCACGUCCGAAAAUUUCAUUGAGUUUGGAUCAUGCCAUAUCUCUUAAUUUUUUCGCAAGAAUAUCUAGGUCAGGAAAUUAAAAAUAAAGUUUGGAUUUCAUUUUUUGAGGUCAAAAUUUAAUUUUUUGGAAAUUUUAAGUUGAUAUUCGAAAUCAGCUUCAAAAACUACGUUAGACGAUGUGCUUCACAAAUUCUUAAAGUUAAAAAAAGAUUUUCGAACCAUCUUAAAUGAAGGUGACCGUUAGCUGGACAGGCCGAUUAAUUAUUUUUAUAAAUUUUUUAAUAAAUCUGUUUUUUUAUAUGUUAUAUGUUAUUAUACCUCUACAUUUUAUCGGGCAUAAAACAAUCAAAAUCACUGCUUUAGAAAAAGACAUUUUUAUGUAUACAGAUAUCGAAUUUGACUUGGACUAUGAUUAAAUUUUUUACGAAAACUACUGUCUGAUAUUUGUUUUAUCGUCCAGAUGCUGUUUAGAGCGUAUGCGUUACAUCUCUCCAGAAAAGACCUGUAAAGUAGUGUUUCACAAAUGAAAAUAUACUCCUAUGUAUAUUCUUAAGACCACAAAAACAGUUAUCAAUCAAACAUAAACCGACACACUGACUUCCCGUUAUAAAUAGUCUACGAUUUUUUUACUUUCUAGAUAUGAUAGAACAACGCAGUAAACGAAAAAUAACUCCUUCGACGAAAUAUUCUUCUGAUGCAUACGCUUUUAUACCGUUUUCGAAUGUAAAUAAAGAUGCAAUUAUCCUAAAAUAUCAGCUUGAAAUUGAUGUUGUUAAUCCGAACAGUGGCGCAUUCAAAAGUGCGGGUAAUCGUCAUUAAUUAAAAAUUAUAGCCACAGGUAACAGUUUAUUCUUUGGUUUUCUCGAUAACUUUAAAUAUGUCCCAAUUUUUAUAUUAUAUUUAGGAAGUAAACGGAUGUGUAAAUAUGAACAAGAAAAGUUUAAAGAAGACAAACCGGACAGUGAAGAAUUACUGCUUACUGAUUCCUUGAAAAAUAGUGAAGUAAUGAACGUACAAUCAACAUCGCUGUCAACGAUAACGAUCCAUUCCGAUAAAGGUAAAACAAGUUUCAUUGAAACAGAUAAUGAAAAUGAAAAUGAAAGAAAUGAAACACAGUUAGUUGCAGAUGAAGAAGAUAGCGAUAACAAUUAUCAAGCAACUAUCACACAAGAAAAGUAA
Messenger RNA from Didymodactylos carnosus, 2628 nucleotides. The record is from the annotation of a GenBank genome assembly. Lineage: Eukaryota; Metazoa; Rotifera; Eurotatoria; Philodinida; Philodinidae.